CUUCACGUCGCCCAUAGAUGAAAUCAGUCAUCUCGCUGUCUACGUCGCUGUUCCGCGCAAGUCGGUGCGCUCCCCCACCUUGGGGCUCGCGAUGCCUCUCCAGCUCUGCGCCGUUGUGGUCAGGGCACUCGAAAUGGGCAACGAUCAAACACGACAAGGGAAAGAAUGACAAGGCGAAGAGCCAGACACGCACUCUCCUCACGAAGGACAUCACAAAUGCCGUGAAGAUUGGCGGCCCUGAUGCCACGAUGAACCCACGCCUCGCAUUGGCCCUGCAAAAAGCGAAGAAGAACGCCGUUCCGAAAGCAAACAUUGAAGCUGCCAUUGCCCGUGGACAAGGCCUAUCACCGAGCGGCGCCGCUCUCGAAUCCAUUACGCUCGAAGCCAUACUACCUCCGGCGGUAGCGACAGUAAUAGAAUGCCAGACGGACACGAAAUUGAAAUUACUAGCAGAUUUGCGGGUUCUGGUCAAGGAUGCGGGAGGCAAUGUCUCGCCUGUAGGGUACAUGUUCGAGAAGAAGGGCCGCACCGUAUUCCGGAAGAAGGAUGGCGUAGGGGUCGACGAGGUUUUGGAAAGUGCACUCGAGGCCGAUGCGGGCGUAUUGGAUGUCACGGAAGAUGCGGAGGGUAGAGUGGUGGUGUAUACCGAGCCGGCAGAAACCACCACUGCAGCGGAAACGCUUGCGAAAGGGUUGGGAAUAGAGAUCGAAGACAGCGAGAUCAUAUGGGACCCCAACGAGGAUACCAAGGUGACGCUGGACAACGAGGAGGAGGCCAUCCGGCUCAAGGGAUUCCUGGAUGAGGUGCAGGAAGUAGUUGGAGUCCAGGGAGUGUAUACGAAUUGGUCAAAGGGGAAUAUAUCCGACGAGCUGUGGGCGGAACUGAAGAGUAAGGUGGCUGUAUGAUUGGCUCCCGGUGUAAGAAGCUGUAUGAUACUGUAUAUAAUGUACAACAUGAUAGAUUCU
Molecule: messenger RNA, 965 nt
Organism: Westerdykella ornata
Lineage: Eukaryota; Fungi; Ascomycota; Dothideomycetes; Pleosporales; Sporormiaceae
Product: YebC-like protein
Exons: 2
Coding region: 18-905 (295 amino acids)
Cellular component (GO): mitochondrion
Source: RefSeq, a predicted model, not a curated record